AUGGCGUCCUCCAGCGAGAACUAUCCACGAGGACCAUACGAGGUCGGCAAGCACAUCGUUCCUCCUCCACGGCCAAGCUCGCCAUCAACUGCCGAGUACCGCCUCAAUCAUCUCAUGACCCGUAUCAAAGACCCGGAGAAGAGUUUGAAGUUCUACUGUGACUGCCUGGGCAUGCACGUUGUUUUCAUCUUCAAUGCUGGUCCAUUUACCAUUUACUACCUAGGACCACGAGAUAGUGGUAUGUCCACCCUCGGUACCUCAAAGGGGUUACUAGAGCUGUACCACAUCCCCGCAGACGCGUCUACGUCGUAUACUUCUGGCAAUGACUACUCUAAUCCGGCGGGAAUCGGCUUCGGUCACAUUGGAUUCACAGUACCAGAUGUCCCUGAAGCACUGGAAAGGAUCAAAAGCUUUGGCUACGAGGUCAUCAAGCCGCUGGAUGAGGCGAAAGAAGAGCAGAUGGGUUUGCCUGCGGAGGCUGUAGAAGGGAAACACGGGACAGUACCAGACGGCUACAAGCACGUUUUCAAACAGCUCGUUUUCGUGAAGGAUCCGGAUGUAAGUGGACGCCAACCAGUAUUCAUUUCCUCGCCUCUCAUCAAAGUUCUCGUUAGGCCUGAGUCUCAGCGUUCAGAACUGUUUGUUCACCAGUCCAUCAUAACGUCGCGAUCCAAGUUCUUCGCCAACGCGCUUAGUGGCAGAUGGAACAACUCUGACGCGAAGACUAUCAAUCUUUACGAUCUAAACCCUGAGCUGAGAUCAGAAGAUGUUGAGCACUAUUUGGAAGCCGUCUAUACGAAUCGCAUCACGCUCAAGGAUGACUCGAGCGUUCUUGAACGUAUAUGUCACGUAUACGUGAUAGCUGAAUUGCUGCUCGAUCUACACACUCGUAAUCUGGCAACUCAGGCACUGUAUGAGCAGAUCUCCUUCCGUGAAUCUUAUGGGUACGUUGUUCACACAAACCCUGGCCCAGAGUGUAUAAAGAUUAUCUACGAAGGUACAGUAGCUGGGGAUCUAAUGAGGGAGCUACUUGUUCAUAGUUGGUGCGGUCUCGGACGCCAUGGUUUACUUCAGUGCGAUGAUUUGCCCAAACGGUUCUUGAGUGAGCUAGCGACGGCUGCGUUGAAGGAGGAACACGGACCGUUGUUGUAUCAUUUGGACACAUACCUCGAAGACAAUUCAUAA
Alternaria metachromatica is the source of this 1185-nucleotide messenger RNA. RefSeq lists its product as uncharacterized. The record is from RefSeq and is a predicted model, not a curated record. The transcript has 3 exons. Gene Ontology annotation, molecular function: protein binding. NCBI's taxonomy places the organism in Eukaryota, Fungi, Ascomycota, Dothideomycetes, Pleosporales, Pleosporaceae. Bases 1 to 1185 code for a protein of 394 amino acids.